Leguminivora glycinivorella is the source of this 1090-nucleotide messenger RNA. RefSeq names its product regucalcin-like. Lineage: Eukaryota; Metazoa; Arthropoda; Insecta; Lepidoptera; Tortricidae. Gene Ontology annotation, biological process: L-ascorbic acid biosynthetic process. The record is from RefSeq and is a predicted model, not a curated record. The transcript is spliced from 6 exons. Gene Ontology annotation, molecular function: calcium ion binding; gluconolactonase activity. Bases 108 to 1016 code for a protein of 302 amino acids.
UGAGUUGUGUAGCUGUCAUUGUCAAACAUUCAAUUAUAGAGUGAUUGUUUUUUGUUUGCCUCGUUACCGGCGUCCGACCGGCCAGUCUUCGCUCCGCCGCCGCAAGAAUGCCCCUGGAAGUGAAACAAAUCACAGGUCCGCUGGUCCUCGGCGAAGGCCCUCAUUGGGACGAUCGGGUCCAGGCUCUUUAUUUUGUGAGCAUCCAUGAGAAAAGCAUCCACAAGUACAACCCGGUGAGCGGAGAGCACACCAAAACUACCCUCGACGGUCGUCCCGGCUUCAUAGUUCCAGUAGAAGGAGCACUAGACCAGUUCGUAGUGGGUUUGGAGCGGGAAUUCGUGGUUGUCCAGUGGGACGGUGCCGAAGGGAGCGCCGUGAAGGUUGUUCGGAAGAUCGGAGAGGUUGACCAGGACGCUACGAGGAACAGGAUCAAUGAUGGGAAGGCGGAUCCUAGGGGCAGGAUCUUUGGAGGUACAAUGGGCUACGAGAAGUCUCCCGGCGACUUUGCCCAAGAGCAGGGCUCCCUCUAUCGAGUUGACGGUAACAUUACCCGUGUGGCCGACAAGAUAGGGAUUUCAAACGGUCUGGCUUGGGACUUGGAUGCCAAGGCCAUGUACUACAUAGACUCGCUAGAGAGAAACGUCCGGAGAUACGACUAUGAUGUGGAGACUGGGAAUGUCUCAAAUAUGAAGCAUAUCUUCAACCUCCCGAAGAAUGGUCUGGACGGUUUCCCCGACGGCGGCACCAUAGACACUGACGGCAACCUGUGGAUCGCCGUGUUCAACAACGGGGUGGUCAUCCAGGUGUCUCCUGACGGCAAGCUGCUCAAGAAAGUCCCGAUACCCGCUAAACAGGUAACCUCGUGCACCUUCGGCGGCCCUAACUUGGACAUCCUCUUCGUAACCACGUCUCGCUACAUGAACAAACCGGGCGAGGGGGAGCCACAAGACGGAUGCACUUUCAUGGUGACUGGCCUGGGCGUGAAGGGACACCCGAAUGUUAACUUUAAGUUUUAAUCGUGUGAAGUGAAGUGUUACAUGUUUAUGUUAUUGCCAUUUAAAUUAAUCAAUUUAUAAAAUUGUUACCUACA